Coregonus clupeaformis (lake whitefish) is the source of this 1704-nucleotide messenger RNA. Its product is annotated as ribonucleoside-diphosphate reductase subunit M2. The record is from RefSeq and is a predicted model, not a curated record. Bases 184 to 1341 code for a protein of 385 amino acids. Lineage: Eukaryota; Metazoa; Chordata; Actinopteri; Salmoniformes; Salmonidae. Gene Ontology annotation, molecular function: ribonucleoside-diphosphate reductase activity, thioredoxin disulfide as acceptor. Gene Ontology annotation, cellular component: cytosol. Gene Ontology annotation, biological process: deoxyribonucleotide biosynthetic process. The transcript has 10 exons.
UCAAUAAAUAGGGGGAACUCGAGUCUUUUGCGUUUAGUUGUUGCGUUGAUCUAGUCAGCGAAAUCGAGUUGUACUGCAGAUAGUUGUGAAUAUAUAUAUAUUUUUUUCCUUUCUUAUUUCCUUGCAAUUUUACUGACGUUUAACUUUAAUUUAUUCUGUUGUAUAAUUCGUCUGUCAUUAAAGAUGCUUGCAACUCGCUCACCACUCGACAAGAAGAAUGAAAACGCUAUCGCCACUAAAAUGGACAACAUUUCACUCGUUGACAAGGAAAACACGCCUCCCAGCCUGAACAUGACCCGGAUUCUGGCCUCGAAAACCGCGCGCAAAAUCUUUGACGAUUCUGAGUCCAAAGAUGCCAAGAAAUUCAACACUGAAGAAGAGCCACUCCUGAAGGAAAAUCCACGCCGGUUUGUAAUUUUCCCCAUCAAGUAUCAUGACAUCUGGCAGAUGUACAAGAAGGCAGAAGCUUCUUUCUGGACCGCAGAGGAGGUUGAUCUGUCCAAAGACACACAGCACUGGGAGUCUCUGAAGGACGAGGAGAGAUACUUCAUCUCUCACAUACUGGCUUUCUUCGCUGCUAGCGACGGAAUUGUCAACGAGAACCUGGUGGAGCGCUUUACACAGGAAGUCCAGGUGACAGAAGCAAGAUGUUUCUAUGGUUUCCAGAUUGCCAUGGAGAACAUCCACUCUGAGAUGUACAGCCUGCUCAUUGACACCUACAUCAAAGACCCCAAAGAGAGGGACUACCUCUUCAAUGCCAUUGAAACCCUCCCCUGUGUGAAGAGGAAGGCUGAUUGGGCCCUGAACUGGAUCGGCAACAAAAGCGCUGAAUUUGGUGAGCGUGUGGUUGCCUUUGCUGCUGUUGAGGGGAUCUUCUUCUCUGGAUCCUUUGCUGCCAUUUUCUGGCUGAAGAAGAGGGGGCUCAUGCCUGGCCUGACCUUCUCCAACGAGCUCAUCAGCAGAGACGAGGGCCUGCACUGUGACUUCGCCUGCCUCAUGUUCAAGCACCUGGUGAAUAAGCCCUCAAAGGAGACUGUCACCAAUCUGAUCAGGAACGCAGUGGAGAUUGAGCAGGAGUUCCUGACAAAAGCCCUGCCUGUAAAGCUGAUUGGUAUGAACUGUGACUUGAUGACUCAGUACAUUGAGUUUGUGGCUGACAGGCUAAUGCUGGAGCUGGGCUUUGACAAGAUCUACAGAGUGGAGAAUCCAUUUGACUUCAUGGAGAACAUCUCACUGGAGGGUAAGACUAACUUCUUUGAGAAGCGAGUAGGAGAGUACCAGAGGAUGGGUGUGAUGUCUGGCACCACAGACAACUCCUUCCGGCUGGAUGCUGACUUCUAAAGCACUGCUAAGCUCUUGAGACAUUGACACUUUCAACACUUGAAGAGGACACGGGCCAGGCUACAUGCCACUGGACUACCUCACUUUAGCUCCCAUCAUCCAUUUCUAAGGAUGCUUCUCAAAUGGCUCACUAUAUAGUGCACUGCUUUUGACCAGAGCCCCCAUGGGCCCUGGUCAAAAGUAGUGUGCGAUUUGGGACACAAACUAAGUCUUAAUUGUUGGGGCCACAGACAUCACAUGCACAUUACCAUUCACAACCCACCCUAUCUGCAGUACAACUCUGGUUUUAUGAUUUAUUUGUAUAGUAGCUUUUUAAAAUUGUUUUUAUCUGAGUUUCUGUUGUAAUAAAAUAUAAAAAUUCAA